AUGGAUUUCGACAAGUUAGUUAAGUCCAGUAAAUUUCCAAGCAGUUACGUAGGGACGCGUGGCCCAUCUCGCUGUAUUCCUUUUAACCGCUUACCGGAUAUUACCCGUAACUCCUCAUACUCCUCAUUUACCUCUUCCCUUCUCUCCCCUUUAUAUUCUCUAUCUCUUUCCCUUCUCCCCUCCACUCUCUCCUUACGCGACGAUAUCUCAAUCUCAGUCCUCAGAGGCCUCAACCUCUUCUUCUACCUCCCUUUUAUUUAUCCUCUCAAAAUCAAAAUUAGGGUUAGGGUUAUGGAAAUUCCCCAAACUUUUACAUCUCCAUUAAUGGCGGCAGAUCGUAUUAAAGGUCCAUGGAGUCCUGAAGAAGAUGAACUCUUACAAAAACUCGUCCAAAAACAUGGCGCUAGGAAUUGGUCGGUAAUUAGCAAGUCGAUUCCUGGUCGUUCUGGCAAAUCUUGUCGUCUUCGGUGGUGUAAUCAGCUUUCUCCGGAAGUUGAACACCGUCCGUUUUCUACCGAGGAAGAUGAAAUCAUCGUUAGGGCGCACGCACAGCAUGGCAACAAGUGGGCUACCAUCUCGAGGCUUCUCAAUGGUCGCACCGACAACGCGAUCAAGAACCACUGGAAUAGUACCUUGAAGAGGAAGUUUUCUUCGAUUGUCGCCGGAGAUGAGAUUUACCGGCCGGAAAAACGGCCGGAGAUUUCUUUCUCUCCUCCUCUUUCUCCGUCGGAAUCUGACGUCAGUGAUUCCGGCGUUGGUUAUCUUCCGACGGUUGUUGAGGAGAGAGAAAAUCAAGAAAAUGAUCCGUUGACCGCGUUGACUCUUUCUCUACCUGGAAUAAUAGAAGAACAUCCGAGUAAAAGUGAGUCGACUCAGGAGGAGACUCGGAAGGUAGAUGUUGUCGGUUGUGAAUCAGUGAAAGAAACGAUGUCGUUUGGACCAGAGUUGAUGGCUGUGAUGCAGGAGAUGAUAAAGAAAGAAGUAAGGAAUUAUAUGAUGGAGGCUGAGAGAAGUGGUGUGUCGUUUGAUGAAUAUAGUGCUCGAAACGCCGUCGUUAAUCGCUUUUGCAAUGGUCAUAUCCAUUAAAAGAGGGAAGAAUGAUUAUCUAUCAUCCUGAAAAUUCCUAUUUUUUUUACUAGUGUUUAAUUUUUCAAUUUUUUGCCUGUUGAACUUUCGCAUGUACAGAAAUGAGAAGAGAACAUGGAUCAUGGAAGUUGUAGGAGUAGAGAUUCAGAUUAAUUAGGGUUAUAAAAAUGGAAAUGAAGCACAACAUUUUUGGUAGAAA
Messenger RNA from Beta vulgaris subsp. vulgaris (sugar beet), 1285 nucleotides. RefSeq names its product transcription factor MYB44. Gene Ontology annotation, molecular function: DNA-binding transcription factor activity, RNA polymerase II-specific; RNA polymerase II cis-regulatory region sequence-specific DNA binding. Gene Ontology annotation, biological process: regulation of DNA-templated transcription. Lineage: Eukaryota; Viridiplantae; Streptophyta; Magnoliopsida; Caryophyllales; Amaranthaceae. The record is from RefSeq and is a predicted model, not a curated record. Gene Ontology annotation, cellular component: nucleus.